Anopheles marshallii is the source of this 873-nucleotide messenger RNA. RefSeq names its product J domain-containing protein CG6693. Gene Ontology annotation, cellular component: cytoplasm; nucleus. The transcript is spliced from 2 exons. The record is from RefSeq and is a predicted model, not a curated record. NCBI's taxonomy places the organism in Eukaryota, Metazoa, Arthropoda, Insecta, Diptera, Culicidae. Bases 1 to 873 code for a protein of 290 amino acids. Gene Ontology annotation, molecular function: heat shock protein binding.
AUGUCCGGAACGCUCGAUGUGUGUGAGAAGUACUACGGUACGAGAAAUAUUUAUGAGUUGUUUAGCGUCGAGAAAAAUGCAUCGGUACAGGAGAUCAAGAAAGCAUACUAUCGUCUAUCACUCCAAACACACCCUGACCGUGUGCCGGAAAGCGAUAAAAAAGAGGCGACCGAGAAAUUUAAAGUAUUAAGCAAAUUGUACAACAUUCUAAGUGACAAAGAUUCGCGAGCUAUCUACGACGAACGAGGCGUCGUCGAUGAUGAUGACGAUGCCAGCACCAAUUGGAUGGAUAUGUGGCAACAAUUUUUCAAACCACUCACCACGGAAGACAUUCAAAACUAUCAGAAAAGCUACAUCGGCUCCGAAACGGAGCGUACCGACAUUAAGCGUGCGUACCUCGGCGGAAAAGGUUGCAUUAACUUCAUGAUGCAGACUGUCCCGUUCAUGACGUGCGAAGAUGAACCGCGCAUCGCGGAAAUCGUGCAGGAAAUGAUCGAUCAAAAAGAGGUACCGGAAUACGCAAUCUUCACCAAGGAACCGAAGGAUAAGCGCAACCGGCGGCACAAAAAAUACGCUCGCGAAGCAAAGAUAGCGAAGGAGGUCAAACAACAGCAAGAGAGCACAGCAUCACUCGAGCAGCAAAUUGCGCUCAAGCGAAAAAGUGCAUUCAGUUCGUUGAUUGAUUCGCUGGAAGCUAAGUAUGGUAACGGUAAGGACGAAGCUGACGAUCUAUUCGAGCUUGACGAAGAACCGCCCAAAAAGCGAAAGACACAGCCGCGAAAACGAGACGAAAGUGCUGGCCGGUCAACCAAGUCAACCAAGGCAACGAAAAAGAAACAAGCGGUAGGUAGGAAGAACAGAUCGUCGAAGUAG